CUCAUCAACACUCACCAUGAAGAACACACUCUCCUUAUUACUGAUACUACUCAGCUUCAGCAGUGUGAAAUGUGAAAGUAUGGAAUCUUUACAAACUGCAGUUCAGCUAAAACCUGGAGAAACUCUGAGUCUCUCUUGUAGAGGAUCUGGAUUUAGCUUUGGAGACUACGGCAUGAACUGGAUCAGACAACAGGCUGGAAAACCGCUGGAGUGGAUGGGAUAUGUUUAUACUGAUGGAAGUGACAAUGACUACUCAAAGCCUUUUGAAGGAAGAACUGAAAUCACCAAAGACAAUUCCAACAGCAUGGUGUAUCUGAAACUGUCUGGUGUGACAGUAGAGGACUCAGCUGUGUAUUACUGUGCAAGAGACACACAGUGA
Colossoma macropomum (tambaqui) is the source of this 379-nucleotide messenger RNA. Its product is annotated as immunoglobulin heavy variable 5-51. Gene Ontology annotation, cellular component: blood microparticle; external side of plasma membrane; immunoglobulin complex, circulating. Gene Ontology annotation, molecular function: immunoglobulin receptor binding; antigen binding. The record is from RefSeq and is a predicted model, not a curated record. Bases 17 to 379 code for a protein of 120 amino acids. NCBI's taxonomy places the organism in Eukaryota, Metazoa, Chordata, Actinopteri, Characiformes, Serrasalmidae. The transcript has 2 exons. Gene Ontology annotation, biological process: B cell receptor signaling pathway; phagocytosis, recognition; positive regulation of B cell activation.